Molecule: messenger RNA, 897 nt
Organism: Plasmodium vinckei vinckei
Lineage: Eukaryota; Apicomplexa; Aconoidasida; Haemosporida; Plasmodiidae
Product: conserved Plasmodium protein, unknown function
Exons: 2
Coding region: 1-897 (298 amino acids)
Cellular component (GO): nucleolus; small-subunit processome
Molecular function (GO): small ribosomal subunit rRNA binding
Source: RefSeq, a predicted model, not a curated record
AUGAAAAUUGAUAAAAAAAAGGAAUUCAAAAAAAAGUUGAUAACAUGUUGUUCUCUUUUACAAGUAUCUGAACCCCUUAAAAUAAUUAUCGAUGAAACAUUUUUAAAUAUUUGUAUUACUCAUAAGAUCCCUUUAAAAGAUGAAUUAACAAAAUUAAUAAACAGACAGAUAUUAAUCAUGACAACAAAAUGUAUAUCAAACUAUACAAAAGAAAUAAAUAAUGAAGAAACUGCAUAUGGUAUUAGAAAAAUAACACACUAUAAAUGUGGUCAUAAUGAAAAUAAUACUAUAAAUUCUGCUAAUGAAUAUAUAAAAAAAAUAAAAAAAGAAAAUAAUUACAUAUUUUCUCCAAAUAAUUUUUUUGAAAAUCAAAUAAAAGCAACUCAUAAUUUUGAUAACUUAUAUAAUGAUCAAAUAGGAGGUACAAAAACGAAGGACAACCAACAAGAUCACCAAACUGACGAGCAACGUCAAGUUGAAAAUAAAUAUGGGGAAGACCAAGGUGAGGACAACAAAAAUGAAAAAGAUCAAGUUGAAAAUAAAGAUGGGGAAGAAAAAGAGAAGGACGAUGACUUGUCUGACUCUAUGAAAUGCAUAAUAGAUUUAGUAAAAAAUAAUAACGAAAAAAAAUUUUUUAUUGCCACAAAUAAUAUGCCGCUACGAGCAUAUCUAAGGAGAGUAUUUUUAGUGCCCAUUCUGUACGUUAGCGAAAGUGGAGUAAUAAAAAUGGAGGAUAUAUCAUCAAAAAAUAUGUUUAAAAAAAAAAAUGUAGAACUAAAAAAAAUGAAGAUGCUUAAAUGGGAAAGAGAUUUAAAAAUGGCUGAGCAAAGAAAAAAUAAGGAAUCCAAGAUAAACACAAAGAAAAAAAAAAUAAAUAAAAUGCGCCGAAAUAGAUAG